Messenger RNA from Spodoptera litura, 443 nucleotides. RefSeq names its product oligosaccharyltransferase subunit 5 kud (gene kud). The record is from RefSeq and is a predicted model, not a curated record. Gene Ontology annotation, cellular component: oligosaccharyltransferase complex. NCBI's taxonomy places the organism in Eukaryota, Metazoa, Arthropoda, Insecta, Lepidoptera, Noctuidae.
AUUGACUGACGUAUCCCUUUGAUGACAGUGUUUAGCAUCGUGUCGUGUAAUUCUUAUUUAAAGUUAAGAAAAAUACCUCAAAAUGAGUCUGGAAAUUGAAUCCAUGGUGCGCUACACGUCUCCUAUCAACCCGGCAGUUUUCCCGCAUCUUACUCUUCUCCUCCUCGGUAUCGGCAUUUUCUUCACUGCCUGGUUCUUUGUAUACGAAGUUACUAGCACUAAAGUGUCGAGGGAUCUGUUCAAAGAAUUGUUAUUGUCGCUGGUCGCCUCCCUAUUUUCCGGCUUCGGGAUUCUUUUCUUACUACUAUGGGUGGGAAUUUACGUGUAAUAUUGUAAAGAAAGUUAGUUUGUAAGCUAUGUACAGCAUUCCGAGAGUGUGUCACGAAAUUGAUUCUGUUCAACCUAAUACUUGUUUGUAUUCAUAAAGUUUAUAUUUAAGAAAA